Panicum virgatum (switchgrass) is the source of this 2952-nucleotide messenger RNA. Its product is annotated as protein NUCLEAR FUSION DEFECTIVE 4-like. The coding region runs from base 712 to 2499 and encodes 595 amino acids. The record is from RefSeq and is a predicted model, not a curated record. NCBI's taxonomy places the organism in Eukaryota, Viridiplantae, Streptophyta, Magnoliopsida, Poales, Poaceae. The transcript is spliced from 3 exons. Gene Ontology annotation, cellular component: membrane.
GGUACACCUACACAGUAGGCGGCCAGACCGGCCUUGGAAUCCCUCAGCUACCUCGCCGUCGUCGCCCAUGAGGCAAGCCGGCACGGCGGCGCCUGACACCAAACGCACUCGCUCGGCCUCGUCCCCCCGGCCGCGACACGUCUCGGCGCGGCGGUCGCGCAGGCCAUCGUGUUCGUGUCCCCGGCCGCGCCGACGAAAGCCCCUGGCCGCGCGUCACCACCGCGCCUUUUGUGGGUGGCCUGUGCCGCGCGCACCCGGAGCAGCUAGCGUGUGCUCUUGUAGCCAGACGUGCACCGGAGAAAAAGGGGGCCCGCGUUUCUCGCCUCGCCUCCUCCUCCUCCUCCUCUCGCGGCGGUCUCGCCGAGUCGCCAUCGCCGAUCCCGCACCCGGCCACCCCGACCGCCCAACUCGCGAGGAAAGGGAAGGGAAGGGACGGGGAAGCGAGCUCAAAUCCCCAGAUUUUCGUCCCGUCAUUUUGAACGCGCGGCACUGGGACAAGGCACGCUUGUCGCCAACCAACCAACCACGGCGACCGCUGCCGGAGCCGCACGCCAAUCCCGGCCGCUCGCUCGCGCGCCGCCGCCCGCUCGGUUGGGCGCCGCCGCUCCGGUCUGAAUCGGCGCGCGUUGUUCGGCGCCGUCCGCCGGGUUCUCGGUUUCGGUUCGGUUGGGAGCUCGCGGUCCGGUGGAGGAGGAGGGCGGCGGGGGCGCAAUGGUGGACGUGGGGAGCCGGGUUCAUGGGUUCCUGCGGAACCGGUGGCUGGUGUUCGUGGCGGCUAUGUGGAUGCAGUCCUGCGCGGGGGUGGGGUACCUCUUCGGCAGCCUCUCGCCGGUGAUCAAGAGCUCGCUGGGGUACAACCAGCGCCAGGUGGCCGGGCUCGGCGUCGCCAAGGACCUCGGCGACAGCGUCGGCUUCCUCGCGGGGACGCUCUGCGCGCUGCUCCCGCUCUGGGCCGCGCUCCUCGUCGGCGCCGCGCAGAACCUCGUCGGCUACGGAUGGGUCUGGCUCGCCGUCACGCGACGGGUCCCCGUGCCACCGCUCUGGGCGAUGUGCAUUCUAAUCUUCAUUGGUAACAAUGGUGAGACGUACUUCAACACUGCUGCACUCGUCUCGUGUGUUCAGAACUUCCCCAAGAGCCGUGGACCAAUUGUUGGUAUCCUCAAGGGAUUCGCUGGGUUAAGUGGCGCAAUUCUGACACAAAUCUAUGCAAUGAUAAACUCGCCUGAUGAUGCUGCACUGAUCUUCAUGGUUGCCGUUGGCCCAACAAUGGUAGUUAUAGCUUUAAUGUUCAUUGUAAGACCAGUUGGAGGUCACAGGCAAAUACGGCCUUCUGAUGGCACAAGUUUCACAUUUGUAUACAGCGUCUGCUUGCUCUUGGCCGCUUAUCUGAUGGGCGUCAUGCUACUUGAAGACCUUGUCGACCUAAGCCAGUCAAUGACUGUCUUGCUGACCAUCAUUCUAAUCAUCUUUUUAUUAGUUCCAAUAGUCAUCCCAGUGCUACUCAGCUUCUUUUCAGAUGAUGAUGAUACUUUGUAUGCACUAUUACUGCCAUCACCUCGGAAAGAAGAACCAAGUGCAUCAACAUCUUCUGAGGAGCAACAAGAGGUUAUACUCAGUGAACUGGAGGAUGAAAAACCAAGGGAUGUUGAUCUUCUUUCUGCCUCAGAGAGGCAAAAAAGGAUUGCAGCAUUGCAGGCAAGGCUGUUUCAGGCAGCUGCUGUUGGUGCAGUGAGGGUUAAGAGGAGGAAAGGUCCACGACGAGGUGAAGAUUUCACACUGAUGCAAGCGCUCAUCAAGGCAGAUUUUUGGCUUCUAUUUUUCUCCCUUUUAUUGGGCUCUGGAUCCGGUCUCACUGUGAUUGAUAAUCUUGGGCAAAUGAGCCAGUCAUUGGGUUACGAUGAAACCCACAUUUUUGUGUCGAUGAUUAGCAUUUGGAACUUCCUUGGUCGCAUCGGGGGUGGUUACUUCUCAGAGAUUAUUGUCAAAGAUUAUGCAUAUCCUAGAGCAAUUGCAUUAGCUAUAGCUCAAGUUUUGAUGGCAAUUGGGCACUUCAACUUUGCAAUGGCUUGGCCUGGGACAAUGUACAUCGGCACACUGCUUGUUGGAAUUGGCUAUGGCGCUCACUGGGCCAUUGUGCCAGCCGCUGCCUCUGAACUGUUUGGGGUGAAAUAUUUUGGAGCACUAUACAAUUUCCUCACUGUUGCAAAUCCAGCAGGCUCCCUGGUAUUCUCGGGGAUUAUUGCCAGUGGCAUCUAUGACGCUGAAGCUGCAAAGCAGGCUCAGCAGCGCCACAACUCCACAUUGUUGGCAAUGCCUGCUAGAGUGGUUAGCAUGAUAUCUGAAGCUGCUCCAUCACUGAAGUGCGAGGGUGCCAUCUGUUUCUUCCUCUCAUCCCUGAUCAUGUCCGGGUUCUGCAUCAUUGCUGUUAUUUUGAGCUUGAUCCUGGUCUAUCGGACAAAAAUUGUAUACACAAAUUUAUACGGGAAGCCGCGUACUUGAAAGAUCAAUUCUUAAGGGCUAAAGGGCAUGAUAUAGUUUCAGAGUUUUGAAUUCAGGCUAUAUGAUAUCCCGGCAUGGUGUUGGCCUUCAAGUUGUUCUGGACCACGUUUGAUAAGCCUGGAACUCUUAGAGUGGCCGAAGUUGCUCCCAAGCAGCAUCCAAGUUUGUGGCUGCAGAUGAGAUCAUGGGGGUGCUGGGUACGAGUACAACAUCGUGAAAAUGUAUGAAAGCUAAUGGUUGAAUUGUGCCUUUUGCUUGAAUUUUGCUGUAUUUAGUUGGAAAAUAUUGUAUACACGUGUAAUAAGCUGGAGAUCUUUCUAUGUUCCCUCACACUGGGAAAGGCAUUCUUUCUUAUUAGUUAAAAAAAUUCGUAAUAUAGAAACAUGUACAGAAUCAGGAAAAUUGUAUGAAUGAAUCGUGCCCCCCUGGUUUCUCUGAGCUAUUUGAUUCAGA